UGCUUCUUUAAAGCAAGGAGCCGUGAACUGCCAGGCCACGGAAUCCCGGAGCAGAUGGACCGUGACGGAACCUAAAAACACGGACCAGAACCCGCACCACAACCUGGAUUAAAUACCGGGACUUAACUGGGGGGUUAAAAAAGAUUAAAACUGGAUAAUAACCUCGUGUAUAGGAGCUUUUGAUCGGAGUGAAGGCGCUCAAGUAGCCGGGCCUUUUUUCUCCAAAAUGGCCGACACCGAGGUCUCCAUAUCCCCGGCGAUCUGCCCGCUCCACAUUAGCCCGGCCCACUCUGCCCAGCCACCGCCGCCAACCUCCUCCUCCUCUCCCACCACUUUCUCCUGUCCUUCUUCACCCUCCAGUGCCUCUUCCUCCUCCUCCUCCUCUUCUUCAUCCUCCUCCUGCUCUGAAAGCUCCUCAGACUGCCCCAACCACCAUCACCACCACCACCACCAUCAUCAUCCUCGCCCUCAGCUCCAGCUGCCGCCGCCACCGCCGCCCCUCAGCGAGCAGCCAUCGUCGCCCAGCGCCAGCCCGCGCAGCUCCAGCCCCAGCGGCAGCAUCGGCAGCACCGGCAGCCUGGGCAGCAGCAGCGAAGGCAUCGGCAGCAGCGGCGUGUCGAGCGGCGGCGACCAGCGGGGCCCCAGCCCGCUGCUGGACGUCAUCUCUGAGGACGCCAUGGAGAUGGACCUGGUCGUCGAUCAAGUGAUUGACCCAGAGGUGGCUCUCAAGGCUUGUCAGGAAGUUCUUCUUAAAGUGAAGCUGCUCGACAACAAACAGCAGCAAGACGACCAGAAGCAGCACCAUCAGCAUGCGGAGGCGACCGACUGCGGCGGCCCGCCGUGGCACAUGAACCCCGACACCAGCUUCAUCAAGGAGGAAGAGGAGGAGAACGACGACGAAGGACAGAGAGAGACUCCUGCUGUCCAGAAGCAGUCGCCUCCUGCAGCGCCGUCCGAGUCGCCUUCGCCGUCUUCUUCCAAGCAGUCGUGGCUGCUGCGGCUGUUCGAGUCGAAGCUGUUCGACGUUUCCAUGGCGAUCUCUUACCUGUACAAGUCGAAGGAGCCGGGCGUUCAGGCGUACAUCGGGAACCGGCUCUUCAGCUUCCCGGACGGCGAGGUGGACUUCUACCUGCCGCAGCUCCUCAACAUGUACGUCCACAUGGACACGGAGGUGGGCGACGCCAUCAAACCUUACCUGAUCCACCGCUGCAGGUCCAGCAUCACCUUCUCCCUGCUGUCCGCCUGGCUGCUUGGCGCCUACUCCUCCGACAUGCACAUCUCCACUCAGCGCCACUCCAGAGGCACCAAGCUCAGAAAGCUCAUCCUGUCUGAUGACCUCAAGCCGCGGUCGGACGAGCCCCGGUCCGUUUCAGGGUCCGUCUCCGACAGCCCGCUGCCCUCGCCGCCCCACCGUCACCGCCGCCACAACAGCAGCAACGUGGACGCCUGCGGCGCCCCGGAUGGCGUCGACCAGGGGGACGUGUUCGUCUCUCCGUCCCGGAGGACCCACCAGAGAUCCAAGUCCGACGCCACCAUGGCGAGCGGCUUCCCCGGCGCCGGCCUCAGGCGGACGGGCAGCAACCCGAAGGUGGAGGCGGUCCAUGAAGAGCCGGAGCGUCUCCGUCCUCAGAGGGAGUUCGUCAAGUCUCUGUUCUGCAUCGGGAAGCGUUUGGCCACGCUGCCCACCAAAGAGCAGAAGACGCAGCGGCUGAUCUCAGAGCUGUCGAUGCUCAACCACAAGCUGCCGGCCCGGGUUUGGUUGCCGACCGCCGAGCACCAGCACCACGUCUGCCGGGUCCCCCACACCCAGGCCGUCGUCCUCAACUCCAAGGACAAGGCUCCGUACAUCAUCUACGUGGAGGUUCUGGAGUGCAACAGCUUCGAGACGUCUCCGGUUCCCACGCGGAUCCCGGAGACCCGGAUCCGCUCGGCGCGCUCUGCGGAGAAUCUGGACUGCGGCACGCCCGGUACUGGCAGCGGCAUGACCUCGGAGCACAGAGCAGGAAGUUUCUCCACCGUGCCGAACUACGACAACGACGACGACGCCUGGGCGACCGACGACAUCGGACAGCUGCAGGUGGAGGGAGAGGCUCAGACCAGCAGCAGCGACAACAUCAGCCAGUUUUCCGUCGACAGCAUCACGAGCCUGGAGAGCAAAGAGCCCGUGUUCAUCGCUGCUGGAGACAUCAGACGCCGCCUGUCGGAGAACCUCGCUCAGACCCCGACCACGUUCAGGAGAGACCCAGAGGACCCGUCUGCCGUCGCCCUCAAGGAACCCUGGGAGGAGAAAGUCAGGCGGAUCAGAGAAGGCUCUCCUUACGGCCACUUGCCCAACUGGAGGCUGCUGUCGGUCAUCGUGAAAUGUGGAGACGACCUGCGGCAGGAGCUGCUGGCCUACCAGUUCCUCAAGCAGCUGCAGUCCAUCUGGCAGCAGGAGCGAGUUCCUCUGUGGAUCAAACCCUAUAAGAUCCUGGUGAUGUCAUCAGACAGCGGGAUGAUCGAGCCCGUCCUCAACGCCGUCUCCCUGCACCAGGUGAGAAAGCAGAGUCAGCUGUCGCUGCUGGACUACUUCCUGCAGGAACACGGCAGCUUCACCACCGAGGCGUUCCUCACGGCUCAGAGGAACUUCGUCCAGAGCUGCGCCGGAUACAGCCUCAUCUGUUACCUGCUGCAGGUCAAGGACAGACACAACGGGAACAUCCUGCUGGACUCUGAAGGCCACAUCAUCCACAUCGACUUCGGCUUCAUCCUCUCCAGCUCUCCCCGGAACCUCGGCUUCGAGACGUCCGCCUUCAAACUCACGUCAGAGUUCGUAGACGUGAUGGGUGGCCUCGAUGGAGACAUGUUUAUUUACUACAAGAUGCUGAUGCUGCAGGGUCUGAUUGCAGCCAGAAAGCACAUGGAGAAGGUGCUGCAGAUCGUCGAAAUCAUGCAGCAAGGCUCCCACCUGCCCUGCUUCCAUGGCUCCAGCACCAUCCGGGGCCUGAAGGAGCGUUUCCACAUGUCCCUGACGGAGGAGCAGCUCCAGCUGCUGGUGGAGCAGCUGGUGGACGGAUCCAUGCGCUCCAUCACCACAAAACUCUACGACUCCUUCCAGUAUGUCACCAACGGCAUCAUGUGACCUGUGACCCCGGUGGAAAACACAAACAAAUAAACAAACAACAAAAACCCACCCGCUGCUGCCACUUCCUGUUUGGGAUUCAGGAGUUACCGUGGCAACGACUGGAUUUACUGGAUUUUGUGAUUCUUCUGGAAUCGGAUGGAUCUGAUCUGGUUUUUGUUCGGAUCUUGGAAAAAUGCAGAAUCUCGAUCGUUUUCAGAUCACAAACACUAAAC
Messenger RNA from Xiphophorus maculatus (southern platyfish), 3336 nucleotides. Its product is annotated as phosphatidylinositol 4-kinase beta. The record is from RefSeq and is a predicted model, not a curated record. Gene Ontology annotation, molecular function: 1-phosphatidylinositol 4-kinase activity. Gene Ontology annotation, biological process: phosphatidylinositol phosphate biosynthetic process; phosphatidylinositol-mediated signaling. The transcript is spliced from 14 exons. The coding region runs from base 227 to 3121 and encodes 964 amino acids. Gene Ontology annotation, cellular component: cytoplasm; membrane. Lineage: Eukaryota; Metazoa; Chordata; Actinopteri; Cyprinodontiformes; Poeciliidae.